This is a messenger RNA of Plasmodium adleri (nom. inval.), 2295 nucleotides long. RefSeq names its product conserved Plasmodium protein, unknown function. The record is from RefSeq and is a predicted model, not a curated record. Bases 1 to 2295 code for a protein of 764 amino acids. NCBI's taxonomy places the organism in Eukaryota, Apicomplexa, Aconoidasida, Haemosporida, Plasmodiidae. The transcript is spliced from 3 exons.
AUGAGGUUGAUUUCCAUCUUUAAAAAUGUCUUCACAUUAUUUUACGCAAUCACUAACUUUUACAAAAUUCCUGGUGAAGGCGGUUUAAACAACGCAGAAACGUUAGAUAAUCUGGAUGACAAUUCUGUGCUGGCUUUCUUCUUACUCAUACAAUUAGAGGUUCCAUAUUUUUUGGAAGGGUUGUCUUCUAAAGUUAUAUAUGAGAAAGUGAUUGAUGCAACAAUAUAUUUGUUUAAAGAAGAAAUUAUUAAGUCAGGUGAUAUAAAUGAAAUAAAACAUUCCAUAGUGCAAGAUAUUAAUAAUAUUAUAAUUGGGCUAAAUAAUAUCCUCAGAGAUAUAAAAAAUGACGACGAGAAAUAUUUAAUAUGGUUAGAACUAAUUUCAAAUGAUUGUUGGAACAAAGAAAAUGGAUGCAGAAUCAUAUCCAGGAGAAACUGCUCAUUGUCUGUUUUAACUAUGCUACCUAAAAGAGGAUUAGCCAUAACAUGUAUCAGUUGCAUUAUUUAUGCUUUAAAUUAUGCUUCACAUUCUUUAUAUUUAUUUAAAAACUUUUCUAAUAUUGAAAAUUGUAAUAAUGAGAAUAAUAUAAAAUUAAUUAGUUUAAGCAGAGAAAUUAGCAUCAUAAGAGAAAAUAUAAUUUAUCUGAAUAGUUUAGAAAAGAUUUCUGUUUUAAAAAAUGUUCAAAGUGAAAUAAUAGUUAUUCAUAUAAAAAAUGGUAGUGGGUUAAUAAAAUUAUUAAACAUAGAAGGACAGGGAGCAUUCAUAAGAAUUGUUAGUAAUUCAAUAUAUGAAGUUAUAAAAAAAAGUAUCAAUGACUAUAUAAAAUAUGUAAAUAAUAAUAAUAUAUAUAAAAAUAAUGAUCAUACAAAAAAUUUAAACAUAGAUAUGAUAAAAUCUAUUACAUUAACUAUAAAUGGAUAUUUAUAUAAAGACAAUCAAAAAAAUAAAAUUUUUCGUAUUUUUGAUUUCGGUUUAUUUUUAACUGAUAUACAUUUAAAUAAAUGUAUCUCUUUAUUAAAUGGAAAUAAUAUUUUUAUUCAAUUAGAAAUAGGUAGUUCACAAACAAAUGUGCCUUUCAAAAAUGGGAAUAUAUUAAAUUUAAUUGAACUAGAAAUUAUUUUGAAUUCAUUUUUACAUUUUGGUUAUAAUUAUUAUUCUAAAGUUUUUCUGAUGUUCAAAAAAAUUAUAUAUCUAAAAAAUUUUAAUGACACAGAUGUUUUUACAUAUCAUAAUAAUCAUAAUAUUUAUGAAGAUAUGGGAAAAUGGUUACGUCCAAAUCUUAAAUCAGAUUCAAAUAAACAUAUUAAUUUAAACAACAAUAUUGUAAAUAAUCAUACAUAUAAUACUAAUCAAAAUAAUAAUAAUAAUAUAAACCUACUUAAUAAUAUAGAUGAAACACAACUUACAGAUGAUCAAACCAUUUAUUGUAUUAUUAUAGUAAAUAUUACACCUGAAAAUAAAUAUCUUUUUCUAAAAGAAAGUAUUAUUAACCUUCUAAAUAAACCAAUAUAUUCAAGAUCAUUAUCAGGUUUUCAAUAUAAAGAUAACAAAAUUAUAAAUGAAGAAUUAAUUGAAAUAUUAGGAGAAUCAUAUUAUAACUCAUUGAAUAAAUCUAAAAGAAGAACAAACGUUUUUGGUUCUAGAAUAAAUGCUAGAGAAAUUCAAUCAGUAGAAAAAUUAAUCAAACCUGGUCUGAAACUUAUUCAUAUUGCAUUUCAUAAUUUUACUUCUAUACCAGUUGAACAAAGAAAUACAUUCUAUUCUGCAAAUAAUAUGUUCUCUUUAUUUCAACAUAGAAUACAUUAUCUGAAAGAAUGGAAUCCUAAACUUUUAAUUAUUAAAAAAUUCUAUCCUGAAGAUAUGAUCAUCAAAAGUUAUAAUGUAUAUUCAUAUCCAAAAAAUAAUAAUAAAUAUUGGUUCAUUAUAUCAUGCACAGUCAUACCAUUCCUAAUUAUUAUUCUAUUAAUACUCUUGUGUAAACGUUGGUUCCCAGACAACCUAUUCUUCUGCUUCCCUUUUUUCUCAAAACAUAGAAGAAAUCAUAACAAACAAAAAAGAAAACAAAACUACAAAUAUAGUUGCUCCACAUGUAGAAAAAAAUGUUUCAAACAUAUGUACAAAAUGGAGAAGGAUAAAUCACAACUCAGAAAAAGACUUAUUCUUCAAAAAAAAAAUAACAACAAUUUGUUAUUACCACUGAAACGAAAGGAUCAACACGUGACACGAAGCAGGCAAAAGAAAAGUACAACAGCCCUUUUUUUGGAAGAAAUACAAACAAAUGAUAUAAUAGAAUGA